CAGCAAUGGCCAGCGAAGGUAUUGUAGUAUAAAUUGAAGCUGGCAUCCAGCUUUGUAUUAUUAUUUUCUUGGUUUAAUCACUCUUCACAGCUCCCAAUUCACUAGGAUCCCUUCUUCCACUCUUUUCAUUGAUAUUUACGAUGAACUCCCUCAAGCACUUGUUGGUCCUUGGUGCCAUCACCACGGCCGCAGCCAAGCGCCAUCAUGCGUCUGCUAACGGAGACAGCAACUGGUGCGGCGCUGUGGAAAAGACCGCUGUUACCUACGUUGAAGGCACCUGGAAGGUUCCAAGUGCGAGCCUGCCACCCAAUGGAGACUCAAGCUUGUUCUAUGGCAACUCUCAGUGGGUUGGAAUCGAUGGUUACGGCAGUGACUGUGGCCUGUUUCAAGCCGGUACAUCUAGCUAUAUUGACAACGGCCAAGUUAGCUACCAUUCGUGGAUGGAAUGGUUCCCCAACGACAACAUAGACCUCGACGUGGAGGUUUCUCCUGGUGAUGAAAUCUACGUGGCAAUCCAGGCCACAUCCUCGACCGCCGGAACCGUGUACCUCGAAAACAAGACCACUGGGCGCUCAACCAACCAGAAACUCACCUCGACUCCCAAGCGGGCCCCUCUUUGCUUUGAGGCUGUUGAAUGGAUCCAAGAAGAUAAUGGCGUGCCUCAGAACCCUUACCCCCAAGUCGACACCUUCUCCAUGACGGGAUAUGCCAAGGACAGCAAUGGCAACGUUGUCCAGCUCAACGAUAACGCCAUUCAAUUGAAUGGUACUAGAAACGGCGUGCUUCAGUGUGUGCCCUCCAUCAGCGGACACACGGUCACUUUCCAGUACGAGGGCUCUGGUUAAGCUGAUUGCUUCGAACCACCAUUCGGUCAAUAUCUUCCAUUGAUUUUGUGCCGAGACACCUCGUAUAUAUCAGUUCUACGUUAUAUAAUUCUAUUUAUAGUACAUUUAAAUUCUAUUAUAUAUACCCAUA
Messenger RNA from [Torrubiella] hemipterigena, 975 nucleotides. The record is from the annotation of a GenBank genome assembly. Lineage: Eukaryota; Fungi; Ascomycota; Sordariomycetes; Hypocreales; Clavicipitaceae.